CCUUCUUUCCAGAGUAUUCCGAGAGUGGGGGCCUGCGCCGCACUGCCUCAGCCCUCCCCUCCUUUCGCAAUACCUAAAACCCCUUAAACCCUGCCUACAACGGAUCCCCGCUCGAUCGCAUUAAACCCGCCUCUCUCCGCUAUUGUUCGCAACGGAUUGUCGCUCUGCUCUCUGUUCCAGUUUCCGGACUGUUAACUUGACUCCUGAGAGCGAGAGAGAGCUGACCCUUGACAACUCUGCUCUCGGAGAUUUGCCGCGGAGAUCAACCUCCAGUUCUCAACUUCCGCUCUCACUAUGACUUUCUGGGGUGUGGAAAUCCAGCCUGAGAAGCCGUACCUUCAUGAAGACGAGGAUGGCAUGACCAAGCUCCACCUCUCCCAGGCAACCUUGGGACUUAACUGCAAGGACAAGCAGAGAACUGUCGUGAAAUGCAAAGUAGGAGAUAACCCUGAGCUUUUGUUGUGCUCCUUGGUUCCUGGUGUCCAAGAGUCUUGCCCACUCGAUCUCUUGUUUGAUCAAGAAGUAACCUUCACCGUGUCCGGAGCGGGUAGUGUUCAUCUCACUGGAUACUACAUGCCCUUGGAAUUUGACUCUGAAGAUGAGGAUGACUAUGACUCCGAGGAUGAAGAUGGUAUCGAGUUCAGCGAAGGGGAGGGUGAUGAGGACAGUGAUGGACUUGAAGGAGUUCCCAGCUCAGUUAAAAUUGUUGAAGUUGAGGAUGCAGAAACUGUUGCCCCUGCCAAGAAAGGAGCUUUGGCAAUCACCAAUGGAGAACAAAACAACAAGAAGAGGAAGAAAGGAGAUGCAGCCUCCACUCCGGUGAAAAGUGAGGACACUGAAAUGGGUGAAGAAACUCCGAAGAAGCCCGCGGCUGGAGCGGAACCCACUACUGGCGCGGCUGCAACUACACCUGGUGGAACCCCCGCCUCCGAGGGAAAGAAAAAGAAGAAGAAAAAAAACAAGAAGGCUAAGACUGGGGAAGCCACACCCCAGGCCGCGGGAGAGAAACCCAAUGGAGAGGCAGCUAAGCCCGCUACCCCAGCAGCGAAGGCGGCAGAGAAGCCCGCCACUCCAGCAGCGAAAGCGGAAGAGAAGGACACGACCCCGAAGAAAGGGGCCACCACCGUCAAGAAGCACCCUAAUGGCCUAGAAGUUGAGCAACUAGCAAUUGGUAAACCAGAUGGCAAGAAGGCUGUGCCUGGGAAGAAGGUGGCAAUGAAAUAUAUUGGAAAGUUGAAAUCAAAUGGCAAGGUGUUUGAUUCCACCGUCGGCAAGAAGGCCUUUGAGUUCCGGUUGGGUGUUGGAGAGGUCAUUAAGGGUUGGGACGUUGGUGUUGAGGGGAUGAGGGUUGGUGACAAGAGAAGGCUUACCAUCCCACCACAGAUGGCGUACGGGGCGAAGGGUGUUCCUGGAACAAUCCCUGGUAACGCUUGGCUUACAUUUGAUGUCGAGCUUGUUAAUGUCAAGUGACAGAGCUCGCGUUGCAGAGGAUGAGUUGGGUGUUUUCAUAGAUCGGUCUUCCUUCCCUGCCCACCUGAUUAGGGGUUGAGAGUAAGAAGCAUGUCACUUUACGCUUGUUAGUUGAGCAUAGUGUGGUUUUAUCCCUGCCUGAGUUCUGAAGAGAUUUUUGUUCCCAUCUUCUGCGAGUAGAUUUAAUUCAGAUUUUGAUCAACAAUUUAGAGACAUCCGGUCAUCAUUAUUUGAAACCGAAAUGAAAUCGAAACUUUUUAUGUUCUGAUUUACCAAUUCCCUGGUAGAUUGUCUUCUAUUGAUAUUGUUGAAGCUUUCAUUUACUAA
Physcomitrium patens is the source of this 1797-nucleotide messenger RNA. RefSeq names its product peptidyl-prolyl cis-trans isomerase FKBP53. Lineage: Eukaryota; Viridiplantae; Streptophyta; Bryopsida; Funariales; Funariaceae. The record is from RefSeq and is a predicted model, not a curated record. Gene Ontology annotation, molecular function: peptidyl-prolyl cis-trans isomerase activity.